Molecule: messenger RNA, 781 nt
Organism: Ruditapes philippinarum (Manila clam)
Lineage: Eukaryota; Metazoa; Mollusca; Bivalvia; Venerida; Veneridae
Exons: 5
Coding region: 89-781 (230 amino acids)
Source: RefSeq, a predicted model, not a curated record
GUCGCAGUUAAUUGUUAGUUAAAACAUUCAUUUGCGCUUUGAAUAGAGAAAGAAGAUAUGUUAACUUGAGUUUACAAGUUGAGCUAAUAUGCUUUUCUACUGCGUUUACAUGAUCUUUUUCUGUGUGGAGGUCAGUGCAACACCUAUCAAGCACACCUCAGACUUUAAAUUUGCAAAUUGCACGGAAGAUGAGUCAAACAAGAUCGUUUGUGACCCAGCAGACCUGAAAGAAGCAGAUAAUGAAGAGUUUAUCAGUGAGUGGCCAUCUGGACCAUAUGUACUUCCAAUGUCAAUCCACGGAUGUCCGGAGUCAUGGAAACAAGGUUGGGAAGAAGGUGUUUUGUCAAUAACAUGGGCGUCACAACUCAAAGUAUUUACCCAAAACUCCUCGUCAUCUGCCAAUGAUUCUACAAAUGGAAGCAAAGCCAUAUUCCAUGAUGUUACAACAACUAAAUGGCCAGAGUUCCAAACCUACGUAUUUGGUCCGUUUGAUGAUAAGACAUUCAAACUAAAGUUUUGCUUUAAACGUCGAAGCGCCCGUUUGAACGAUACAAUAGAAUGGCCAGAGAAGGAAUUUAGCAUAUAUGGUACAAAUGAAACUUGUCCCAAAGGUUUCAUACGGAAGAAUCUCAAUAUAACUCUUCCUGCAAUAUCGUACUGGUAUACAGAUGGAUACACACCCGACAUUCAAAUAGAGCAAGAUACAAAUUCCGCAAAUUUGAAAAUACUUCUAUGUUCGAGGAUGAAGUCCAUGCGGUUUUUGAAUGAAAGGGGACUUUAA